Spirometra erinaceieuropaei is the source of this 7527-nucleotide messenger RNA. NCBI's taxonomy places the organism in Eukaryota, Metazoa, Platyhelminthes, Cestoda, Diphyllobothriidea, Diphyllobothriidae. The record is from the annotation of a GenBank genome assembly.
UAUGUCGCCCAACCGGCGCCGUCAUCAGCGGCAUCACUGCCAGUAUCGUCGCAUCUAAACAUCUUAAAGCCUACAGAAGAUUGUGCUUUGGGACGGGAAAAGCCUCUUCAUAUGCAUCAUACCCGGAAGUGCACUGUACUCACAGAGACGUGAGAAAGGCUGAUAAAAGCAUGCUGAUAAAAGCCACUGUAACCAGCUUACCGGAUCCCCGGUGCUGUUGCUUUCCGAACACACAUAAGCGCCUCUGUGUGUGCAAAUGGGUCUGGGAGCUUCUUGUCUACUGCAGUCUACAAAAAAUCCCCAGCAGUCUUUGCUGCGUGAGUUUUUAUAUGCUGACACGCGCGAAAUAUGAGUGACGGACGAUCCAGAAAAAGUCGCUGUAGCAAUUAGCUUCAUCCACCCAAUGAGACGUCAUUUUACUAAAUUCGCAUUUGUUCCUCUGCCGAUACGCGUGUUUGCAGCAGUAAUGGUAGUGGCGGUGGCGGCGUUGAUCAGGCGCUUUUUAGUUAGAAAAAACGGCAACUAUAUUUGCAUCAGUAAAGAGAACGGUAGUAAUAGUAGUAGCAGAAGUAGUGGUAGUAGUACCACUAUUAAUAGUAGUAAUGUCAACAACUGUCGUUUUAGUGGUUGUAGUGCUUUCUGUUACUUAAAUCGAAGAGGGCAUAGGAACUGUUGUUCCCAAUCACAGCAAUCCGUUAACUGUCCUGGGGCGCGCUCUGGAUUUGUAUCUGUCGUACUAGGACUCAAAUUAUAGUGCGACUUGAUACUGGACACAGAUGGUGCACAUACUGAUUUUCUGAAAUGAUGAUGAGCUUUCAUCCUCCUCAAGUGAAAGGGUGGAAACUGUGAGAUAAUUCCGUAAUAUCAGUUAAUGCUGAAUUUAUCAAGGUAUUUUAAGGUAACAGGUAGCACUGAACAGGGUAGGUGAAGGGAAUAACCCUUUUAUAUAUUGAUUAAAGUGUUCUCGCUAGAGUGGAAAACCAAUCUAGAGAUGUUAUGCAAUAAAACUGUGGACAAAACGUCUCGUUGGUGCAAAAAGUCAUUCGUUUGUGCUAUUGGUGUCUGAAAUUAACACAGGGAUGUUCUAAGGACUAGAGGGGAUCGACAAUAAAUUAAGCAAGAGGCGGAAUUCUAGGCCUUAGGACUGUCGAAAAAGGGAAUAUUUCGCUGUUGUUUUUUGAUUUUAACUCUUCAACUUACUUUAGAUAAAAAGUGUUUUAAUUAGUUGUAUCACAGUCUAGAAGUGUUAGAUAAUUAUGGAUCGUUUUGUUAUGUUCAACAAUAAAUAAGCUUUUUCUGGUGGUAUUGUCCAGGGAAUCUCUCGUAUACUAUUUGGUGUGCUUAUUUGUUUCCUAGAUUUUACAAUAAAAACUUCAGUUAUCGUGAUUUUCCUGCACGGUAAAAAAAGCUACAGUUCAAACUUUAAAAAAAUAUCCUUGUUAUCUUAGUGUUCUUAAGCUAGGCAUGAAAGCACCUAGAGACAAGGUCUGCUUUCAUUUGUAAUAGAAAAGAGGGUGCAAAACUCCCGUUUCUCGUUUUUGUUCGGGCGUCUUUUCUCGUUUUCCUUGGCGGACAAAGGCGUGAAUUGUUGUCAGCAAUUUCUCUUGAAAUCCCCAAAGCUUUAGGCCAACAGAAAGACCUCUUUCAACUUCUUUACGAACACAGUAAAUUUCGAAGCUCAUUUGUUACGCCUGCAUCUGUUUGCGCUUUGUCCGCUAAGAAGCAAAAUUUACGUAAAUUCUAUGUCACUGUUAGGCUCAACUUCGAGGUAACUUCAUUCAUGGCCUCAUUUAUCUUCACAACCAACGUUAUUUUUAUGUUUCUCAUCCCUUAUUAACGGGGUAGCGCCUUCCACUUGCUGCAAUUUUGUUCGGAUGAAACGAGACAAGGAUGAUUUUUGUGUAAUGUAGCAGGUAAUUUGCCAUGAUUUUGCUAAAGACUUGACAGGAGUAUGCUUUUUUUACUAUAUUUCAUCGGGAUGGAAUUUCCAGGUCUGGAAAAGUACGUAACGUGUUUAUUUAGACUUUUCUCCAGUUUCGAGUGAUAUGUAACAAAUACCUUUUGUAAUUUAUUUUGCCUGCCUGCCAUGUCUGUCAUUUGAUAUAAAUUAGGUGUUUUAUCUAACGUCAAAGUGUUUUAUAAAGCAGAAUACGAAAAACGCAUACCGAUCCACGUCAACGCAUACAUCAAUUUGGCUUCAGAUAAAUUUCGCAUUGACUACUUCGGUUGCACACGGGAAUAGUUCUCCCCCCUUAUUAGAGGUAGUCUUGCGCUAAAUCUCACAUGUGGCACCUAUUCCCACAUCCUAGCCGUAACGCUGACACCAACCCCAGCCCCAAACCAAACGUUAGCACCAACCUUAUCCCUAACCCCUGGGAUUCGGCGUAAGACCAUCUGUAAUGCGGGAGCACCUAGUCCCGUGUUCUAAGAUUGCUCAAUACGGUACAUAUAGUUUUGCACACUUUUUUACCUAAGAGCACACUGAAAGGGAAUUUUUUGGCGUUAAUCUAACUACAGGGCAUUGAACAGACACAAAAAGAUGAAUAUGAAUGUUGCGCCUAUAGGCCUUCUUGCCAGAACGGAAUUAUUGUUACAGCUCAAGAGAAGAGGGAACAGAGAGUCCACUGGCGUAUUUUUUUCUUAGGUCACCAAACUGGAAGUUGUCGUGCAACAGAACUUUUUGUUUGUAAGUAGCCCAACCUCAGUACAUUACUCCCCAACUGAGAGCGGAGUUCUCAUCAAACCUAAAGAACGAAAACAGGGAUCUUUUUCGUUACCGCAAACACUGCUUUCCAUUUUGCGGCCAUGUUUUGAGCAGUUAUCUACCUGUUAUGGUUUGAGUGUCUAAAAAUAGCCCAUGCGUGAAAGCACGUUUAUAUAUAUGCGGUAUUUUAUUACCGACAAAGACAAGGGAGAGUGGAAUGGCUAUUUCUGGCUUAUUAGUCGUCGUCAGCCAGCCGUCUACCACUUUAUAUUCCCGAUCGCAACCGACAGGACAACGAGCCCGUGGCGCAUUGGUUGGAGGCGUUGGAUUUCUAACCAACAGGUCACGGGAUCGAGUCCCAAGUGUUACACACCUCGGAUUUGUGUAUGGCUGGCUGACGACGGCUAAUAAGCCAGAAAUGGCCAUUCCAGUCCCCCUUGUCCUCAUUGGUAUUCUAUUCUAUUCCGAGGUCAUCCUACACUUUGAGAGUAACCACCCCAUCUCCCACAAGAGGAGUACUGUCUGCAGCCUGCUAAACCAAGCUAAAACACACUGCUCUGAUGAAGGAAGUUGUCAAGCAGAAAUGAAGUAUCUUUUCAAAUUAUUUUCCAACAACGGGCACCCGCGCCACUUUGUACGUCAUUGCAUGAAACAUGAGUUUAAACAGAAAGGUAUUUCGAAAACAUCGGCCACCCAGGCACCAAAAACACUCACCUGGCGGACCAUCCCAUACGCGAAAAAUGUAUCUGAACUUGUCGAAAGACAGCUGAAAAAACAUCAGAUACAAGUAGCACACCAACCUACAUCCACCUUGCGUACACAGCUUAUACACCCCCUUGUCCACACAACAACUGACCACAAUUUUAACCAACAACAACGACACCACGAGGGGUCAGAAGGAAGCGACUGCUAAGGCUGCCCUGCUCACGACCUGUAUGCCCAGCGAGAGCGCAAGCGAGUCCACCGGCAGGAAAGCAGGUGUCGUAGAAUUGUUAGCGCACACCAGGCUGGGAGAGCCAUUGUUUGCUGAUCCUGACGCUGACAGACCUUUUCACCCACCAAUAAUAAGCACGUAAGCUUCAACAACUUUCCUUUCCUUACCGGAAUAAUUUAACGAGGGACGUAUAGCACGUGCCGAAACAUAGGAAACGCAUAUCCAAAUCGGUAUGUAUGCAGGCACAUUGAAAAUUCUACCUUGAUGUGUUUGUUAAGAUACCAGACCAGGAUUUUCGUUUCAAACUAGUUGACACACAGUGGUAGAGUGGGUUUUGACUGACUGUUUACCCAUCCCCGUUGUCCUCACACAUGGAAGACGCCUUUCUAUUAUGUACAGGACGAGGUGCCGAACCAAACAAGAGGGACUAGGCUGGACAUUUCUGGCCUAUAAACCGUCCUCAGACAGUUGGCUAUACCCAAUACAAAGUCUUAAUGACCUGCGUUUCGACCCCAGCUUCUCUGGUCACUGGGCGUUUUGUAAUUAAAAACCCAAUUUAUUACCCCACCCACAACAUUUUGAUUUAUUUCAUCACAAAGAACCCGGUUUUUCUAUUUUCUACCCAGCCUAAUGAGGAAAAGGUAUAGGCUAAAAGUCGUCUGAUGUUUUUCUUAGCGUUAAAACCGGGUAAUUUCAUGUUUCAUAUGGACCGACCAUAUUCUUCUAUCAACUCACGGCGUUUUAUUUUAGUAUUCUCUAGAAAAAAAGAUAGAUGGAUUGCCCUGGUUAAAUGCAGAAAACCAGAUUACUAUUGACUAACAUGCCGGGGAAUAACUAUUUUCAUAUGUAAGUUAUGGUUGCUGACGUGUAGAAAUUGCAGAAAAGAGCGAGCUAUUUCUCACACAAUGGCCAGAUCGAUUGAUUUUGACGUCUUUAAUUCGCCCUGUCCGAGGGUGGAAGAAAUACCAGCAAUAAAGCUGCUUUUCGAUGUGAAGAUAUAAAUGACACGUUUAUUAACACUGAUGAAAAAUAUUUCCGGUCUUUCCAUUUCUUUAAAUUCAUUAAGUAAGCAUCAUAAAUAGUUGGCUUGACAGUUCCCUCCUUAUUUAUUGUUAUUCCUGUCCGCGAGGCCGUUAAUGAUGAGUAAUUCUAGCACUAAUAUUGGGGCUAGGACCAAUCGUGUAACAGUAAUAGCUCUGGCAAUAAUGCUGGUGAUAAUGCUCGUAGUGGUGGCGGUGGUGUUGGAAAUAGCUAUUGCAAAAUCAAAAAUAAUAGGAAUAAUAACAGUAAAACUUCCGAUCGUAUUAGUAGCGCUACUUAUAUUGUCAGGAGUAGUAGUGACAGUGACAGUAAAAUCAGCUCGUCUCGCUUGUUCCCCCUCUUUUGCAAUCUAGUUACCCGAGAGCAGGUCAGCAUUUCCUGUUUACAGACUGAUAAAGAGGGUUCCCAGGCGGAAGAAGCUCCAGGUACCAACUCCUCGACGCCGCCUCUCCACCCACAGGCCAAGUGCGAGGCUGCCGUUACCACUAUGUCUGGCCUGGCGCCACCGGCCGCAGGGUCGGGUGGCAACAUCAGCAAUGGGAUGUCGUUACCUUCUGACCUGCAACUCUCCACCAGCCGUGGUGACAAGGCAGAUAAAACAGUAGUGUUGGCUGCAUGUGAUAUUUCAACUGGCCACUCCUGGGGUCCUUUCCAUGCAACUACUCAAUGCUUACGACGACGUAGUCCCAGUCCACAGGCCGACGCCGCAGCCAAGCAGAUAACAAUUCAGGUAUGCUGACAUCUUUCUCCAGCCUGUUGACUUUUCCAUUUGCCUUUCAUUCUUGCAGUGCUAUACAUCCUUAAUAGUCAUGAAGUUAAAGAGCGAAAGACGAGCGACGAAAAACAAGUCAGAAAUAGCCAUACUAAUUUUGCCGGAAAUUCUUCAUCCUUCUUUAGAGGUCGGCACUUGUGCGCCAACAUAAAGGGCCUUUUCUUCGAAUUGUCUCCUUUUUGCUCAUUACGUAAAUCCAAGAAUUGGUUUUCGACCCAAUUCAAAAUCAGUUCACAAAGGGGAAUGGCAUUGAGUGUACAUCUUUUUGGACAGAAAAACUUCUCAAUAAUAGACUGAUGGGUAUAAACGCGGAAAACGAAUGUACUAUGUGUUAGUUUGAUUAAUCUGAAAAGUCAGCAUAUUCCUAUGCUCAAAUCGUAUCUCUUGGCGUAUUAGAUAUUCUUUUUAAAUAAGGUAUUAGUUCAAGAGUAAUACAUUUUCACAAUCAAUAGACACGGUAAGAAAAUAAUCUAAUAGAUUGGAUGUUUGACCUCUUACGUCUGAUGCUUUUAUAGCCGUGGGAACGGGCCUGAUAUGCUAGCCUAUAAGACUACACUAGAGCAUUGUAGAGGACAUUUGCUGCCAGUUUCAACGAGGCAAACUUAGUAUGCAGCGUAAGAAGUACUAUUCGGUUUAUUGACUUAGAUCUGAGGGACUUCCUAUUUUAGAGCAUUCUAUGGAAGCUCAUAUAAAUUUCUGAAAUUUUCAAGACUUUUUCUGUUCUUAUUAGGGUAGCUGUUUCGCUACGGUGAUGUGCCUUUGUUAUUUCAUGCCAUGUUUAUCUUCUGCGCAACUCCAAUGCACAAGUUAUGUGUACCACCUGUUUUAGACCUCUGGUGGAGAGUGCAGUAUUCGCUUACAGGAUGAAGACUCAUGGAUAACUUUGGUGUGCGAAGGUGCUGAGAGCUCUGCGGUAGUGGAAAUGCCAAAUAUCGAUAUCUUCUUCGAACGUACGUUUCGACAUGUAACCGAACUAGUUUGGAUAUUCUACAGGAUUGCAUGUUGUUCUCUACAUAGGACUUCUAUUUGUGGCUAAGUCCUCCCGCCCCAGCUGAGAACAAAGGAGGGCCGUAGUAGAAGUAUCCACCAGGUUCACUGAUACGCUGGUCGGUGACCGUCUGGAUUGUGUCGCGCAUGUUACCCGUUCAUGCGUGGCAAUUUCCUGCAGUGUAUCUUCGUGAGUAUAUUGCCAUCUAACGGUCAGUCAGCCGCAUCUACGAAUUGGGAAUAAGACCACAGUUGCAACGUGGACUCCCGCAUUCUACACGUCGGAUAUUUUUCAUGCGCAGGAAGUGCAUAAGAGGGAAACGGAGACUGAAUUGCCGUUUCUGUCUUGUUUGUCAUCGUCGUGGGCGCGUUGUUUAACCCCAGAGAUUUACGUAACCGACGGCGGCCAUUGUGCAAGAAAAUGGCCUUCCUGAUGCUCUUAAACUUAAAAACAUUGUUUUUUCAGGAGUAAGUGUUAAAAAGAUGAACCACUAGACUUACAAAUGUGCGAAGUCCGUUCGCAGAUGUGUCACAAUAUUUAUGACAUCUUAAAAUUCUGAAUGUCCCUUGCCUUUGUCAGUAUCCCCUCGGUAGCAUUUAAUUUCAUAGGACAGCGAUGGCAUCAAAAGUUAAACUUAAACACAGCAGGAAAUAACAGUCCGGAGAAAGCCCAUGACAUUUCUAAGAACGUUCUGGAAAGCAACUGCGGCUUUGCAGACAAGUGAAUAACUUACUUUAUUUGCAAAAACAGGCGUGUCUAUGUAGUUAGGUUAAUAUCACCUCUAGUUCGCAUGAUAAUACGAAUAUAAAUUUACAAAAUUUAAUUAGCUUGACAGUUCAACCGCCGUUUCCAACGAUGUCCAACGUGUGCCCGCAGCACGAUGGACGCAGGAACGAUGGCUUGCGCGCGAGUUAGCUUAUGGCGAUUGUGGACUUUCGCUGCAUCUGCCGCACCUUCUCAACCCUCAGCCACUUGGGUCCAGUGUCAAUACAGAGUCAAGAAGACCGGAGGUUGGGAUCGAGCGCAGGUGGCUGGCACGGCGUGAACCCGCGCCUAGGCGUGCCACCACGCCCCCUGGUCAGCGCACA